CAUCAUCCUGCCCAUUCACUUAAAUGUUGGGAGGAUGUCCCACACCACACACACUCCUGUCAGUCUGGUCUGGUCUCUGUCUCGAGCUCUGGAUUUUGAAAGGAUUAGCCUGUCUUUCAGUUCAUGUGAGCUGAUCAAGCCAUCAUAUUACAGUUUAUCUGGGAUUCCACUCCAAGACAUUCAGAAGUCAUGGCUGGCGGAGCUCCGGCUGUUCUGGCGGUGGUGUAUCUGCUCUUCGCUCCGCUGAGGUGUGUCGUCUCUUCGGGUUUCCACGGCGCUUUCCCGCACCCCAACAAGCCCCCGGUGCCCGGCUGGGGGCAGCAGAGCGCGAGCAGCAGCAGCAGCAGCAGCGGUCAGUCCGUGGAGGAGCCGCUGGACUCGAGCCAGGAGGCGCUGCACGUGACGGAGCGCCACUACCUGAAGCGCGACUGGUGUAAGACGCAGCCGCUGAAGCAGGCGCUGCGCGAGGAGGGCUGCCUCACGCGAUACAUCAUCAACAGCUUCUGCUACGGACAGUGCAACUCCUUCUACAUCCCGCGACACCUGCACCAGGGCGACGGAGCCUUCCAGUCCUGCUCCUUCUGCAAGCCCAAGAGCUUUACCGCGGUCUCCUACACGCUGCAGUGCCCGGGACAGAUCCCCCGCCUCAGGAGAAAGCGCGUGCUCCGCGUCAAACAGUGCCGGUGCACCUCCAUAGACCUGGACUGAGGAGAGCGCAGUGGAAGAAAGACUGCCUGUAAAACUGCCUUCAGCACAGACUCUGUACAACAGCGCCUCCACAGGACACACGCGCUUCAGCACACCCUUCACUCUCCACAACACAGGUUUUAUAUCUUAUCAGAGGUGUUACCUAGUUUUAUACAGGCGUUUUCUUAUUCUGGUGUACACCGGUCAAGCAUAUCAAAAUAACCACCUCCUUGCUUCUACACCUAUUAUCCAUUUUUCAGCUUGACUAAGUAUAUAGCAGUUCUACAGUUCUAUAACUCUAAAGAAUGUAGAGUUGUGUUCGGAAUGGUUCACUCAUUAAAGGAGUAGUUAAAUAUGAUUACGAGUAAAAAGUCAAACCCCCAUUCACCCCCAGCAUUCCAAAAUACAGCACUUUUAUCCGACGCUCCCAACAGACUUAGAAUGCUAGUGAUAGAGGCUAACAUUGUCCAUGCAAAGAAAUCACUUUUUUUUUUCUUUUUUUCUUUUUUUUUACAAAAAAGACUUCCCAAGUCUCCCAGGAGUGCAGGUGGGCUAUUUGACAAAAGUUUGUACUCAUUAUCAUGUAACACUACACCCCAUGUCCAAUUUACACCAAAUAUUUGCUAUAUAUUGAAAUAAGUAGGGGAUGACCAAACAACAAACCAUCUUGUUUGUGCCGCUCUAAGGACAUCUGACACAUCAGCACUGCAUUAUGGUAUACAUUAAAAAUUGUAGCAUACCUCAUCGGUACACUGUAUGGGGACUUAAAUGUACUGUUGAGAUUUCAAACAGCACAACAAAUUGGCUGACGCACCAUAUAGUGCACUGUUUCUGUAAAAGGGGGCGAUUCUGAACACAGCUCAGGAGUGUGAACAGUAAGUGAACUCGUUAAAAAAAAAAACAGUGUCUGAUCCACUCAUACCAGCACCAUGUUAGUGUCAAUCAGAAUGACGAAACAUCCAAAUAUCACAGCUAUUUGGGGGCCAGUGAAGAACAGGCUAAUAGAAUAAUAACAACAAAUUGUUUCUUUAUGCUCAGUGGCACUAACAAAAUGUAUAAUGUGUGUAGAAACAAGAAGGUGGUCAUAAUGCUGUGCUUGAUCUGUUUGUAUUACAUUGUUUUUUGCAUUUGGUUUGACACUGCAG
This is a messenger RNA of Astyanax mexicanus (Mexican tetra), 1832 nucleotides long. It is a transcript of the gene grem1a, whose product is annotated as gremlin 1a, DAN family BMP antagonist. The coding region runs from base 190 to 708 and encodes 172 amino acids. The transcript is spliced from 2 exons. Gene Ontology annotation, biological process: animal organ morphogenesis. Gene Ontology annotation, molecular function: BMP binding; receptor ligand activity. Lineage: Eukaryota; Metazoa; Chordata; Actinopteri; Characiformes; Acestrorhamphidae. The record is from RefSeq and is a predicted model, not a curated record.